Messenger RNA from Meloidogyne enterolobii, 294 nucleotides. The record is from the annotation of a GenBank genome assembly. Lineage: Eukaryota; Metazoa; Nematoda; Chromadorea; Rhabditida; Meloidogynidae.
UGUAGAAUUCAGAAGAAGAAUGUUGCAAUGAAGAAAAUUUAAAUAAAAAAGAGGGGGAAUCAGAACAAUUUUUAGUUUCUUCAAAUAAUUUACAAAAUAUGGAAAAUAAUAAAAAAUUGUCAGCCCAAACAAGAAGACAACGUUUUGCUUUAAAUAAUACAAAAAGUGAAGGGGGAAAUGUUGAAAAUAAUUGUGAAUUUUUGUUUGAAAAACAACAAAAUAUUUUUGUGAAUCAAAACACAAUUCUUUCUGUUUCUUCCUCUUUUUUGGACAGAAAAGUGGAAAAUAUGUAAG